Molecule: messenger RNA, 1017 nt
Organism: Aethina tumida (small hive beetle)
Lineage: Eukaryota; Metazoa; Arthropoda; Insecta; Coleoptera; Nitidulidae
Exons: 2
Coding region: 88-672 (194 amino acids)
Source: RefSeq, a predicted model, not a curated record
GUCGUUUCCUAUAUACAGCAGAUUAAUGUCCAGAAUAGUAAGAUAGAACAAAUUCGGAAGGCAUUAAUAGUGUGCGAGUCAAAUAAAAUGCUCUUUAAAAGCAGGGAAAGAAUUGAAGCCGAGAAACUUCUGCUCAUUGAAAAUAUAAAAAAGACUCUUCUAGUACAGGCAUCUAAUUCCACUGAUGUGCAAGAUGGACACCCAGCAGAUUUUAAUAUUAGAAAUAUUCGUUUCACCUUGCAAAAAGCUGCAUUGGACAAUGCAGCUUAUUACUAUGUUUGCGUCCUUAAGUAUGGUGUCAACGUUGUAGCCAGCGAUGUAGUUAUGCCUGUAAAGAACGUGAUCUUUUUCGGUAGUAAUAUGUAUUUAAAAAAAGUCAUCCACAAACUAACACUAAGUCUGUAUCAUAUGAGGAUAUAUAAAGAUACCACACAUAAAAGUAAACUUUCAAAGAUAAAGGGGAAAAUGCUGAAGAGCCUGUUUCAUGUUACAAAUGGUAGAGCAAGACACAAUCUAGAUCAGAACAAAUAUUGCAAAUUUGAACAGAUUGGAGAAACAUCACUACCAUCUGUAAAUGAAAAUUUGAUGCUCAUAAAUAUGACUAUAGAAACUAUAGAUAUCCAUGAAAUGUUCACAGCAGACAUUAAAGUUAUGCCUCAUUUUAAACUAUAGGAACGUAAUAUAGAAUAAGUAUUGACGAUGUUUAUACAUAUAGUAUUUAUUUGAAUAACUGUACAUAUUUGUGUAUUUAAUAAGAUAUUUAUGUGAACAUUGUUGUUUAUACAGAUAAGAUUAAAAGGAAUUAUACUGCAUUGAAUAAAUGUCCUUAAAAUUAAUUUUUGUCAACUUUUCUCUGAAAGUUAUUAGCAACGAUAUGAGUUAAAUUUGUGUGGGGUACGAAACAAACACCAUUGGAGCUUCUGGAAUGUUUUGUCAGACACAAAUAUCACUGACAUCUCAUAUUUGGACGAAGUCUGUUCCGGAAGUGUUUCCAGACCACAAUACGUCCCCAUCGUU